Molecule: messenger RNA, 5531 nt
Organism: Patiria miniata (bat star)
Lineage: Eukaryota; Metazoa; Echinodermata; Asteroidea; Valvatida; Asterinidae
Product: receptor-type tyrosine-protein phosphatase T-like
Exons: 38
Coding region: 1-5499 (1832 amino acids)
Biological process (GO): protein dephosphorylation
Molecular function (GO): protein tyrosine phosphatase activity; protein binding
Source: RefSeq, a predicted model, not a curated record
AUGGCGCCAUCGUGCAUUUGCCGCCUGAGAGACGUCGUGCUGCCGGCCUUGUUCUUGUGUGUCCUUUCACUACACAAUAAAGGUCUGGCCCUCGAUCUGCGGAACAAACUGGCCAGUCAGAGUACAACUUAUAAAAAUGUGCCUGCGUCUAAUGCGGUAGAUGGCGAUCGAAGCACCUUUAGCCACACUGAUUACGGCCCGAAUGAAUGGUGGAAAGUCGACCUUGAGGCUAUCUACUGCUUGAAGAAAAUUACAGUCAGCAACGCGAAACAAUGCAGAAGAUGUCCUGCGCGACUGCGAGAUUCCGUGGUGAGGGCUGGUUUGAAUUCAGACAUUUACCAGAACAUAAUGAUAGGUUCUCCAAUCACCGCAACGCAAGCCAUAGGCAUAGACAUUGACUUCAUAGUGGACCACGUCGUCCCCGCUCGAUACGUCAGUGUGGAUCGACCUAGACCAGAUCUACUUCACAUAGCUGAAGUCAUGGUGGAGGAAAUCCAAGACACUGAAGAGACUUCUAGUGUUGUAGGCGGCGUGGAUUUUACUCUGGUUGCCACUCCUGCUCGGCUUGGAGCCACAGGCGACGACGAUGCAACCUUAGCAGCCUACAAAAGUCCAACAGACAUCGCCGCUGCUGUCUCAUUUGGUCGCCAAUUGACGACAGGAGGGAGCAAUGACAAUCUUCCUACAGGAUCGUCCGGGUUUUACGAUGCCAACUUGGGAUGUACAGCCAGGUUGCUUAGCUUACCACAAGAUGGUGGGAUUGACAGAACAGGUGUCUUCUACGGCACUGCAACUAGAAACGGCAUGGCUACCAGAAUAAGGACAGUGAUCUUACGCAAAGACGGCACCACUCACACACGCCCGAUUCAGCGAACACAGACAGCAAAUAUUGGAGAGCCAGUUACUCUGCAGAUGGAGAGUGUGAAUCCACCGAACACCAACUACAGAUGGAAGCACGAUGCAGAUAGCGUGCAGGAAUGGAAUGACAUGCUGGACGUUACUAUUGCGAAUCUCAGCAAGACCAAUGAGGGGAUAUACAGCUGCUUCAUUGAUGGUGAAGAAGACCAGCAACUCCAUGGCUUCAUGAGGCUCAUCGUGAGGGAAUGCGCAGCCGGUACGUGGGGCCCGCCUUCAUGUCAGAACACCUGUCGUCGAUGCUACAAUGGAGGUUUCUGUGAUGACAAGACGGGAACGUGUAUCUGUGCUCCAGGAUUCAGUGGAGAAAAUUGCCAGCAAGGUAACAUUCUUCACGUCUUUGGCCAGGACGCUUGCCGAGGUCGUUUGUUUUGUCUACCUGAUCCUUACGGAUGCUCCUGUGCUGCUGGGUAUAUGGGACUAGACUGCACGCAAGAAUGUUAUGAAGGGAAGUAUGGAGCCGACUGUAAGCAGACAUGUCACUGUCCAUCUGACGACUCUUGCGAGAAGGAUACGGGAGAAUGUACUGGAAAUUGCAUACCACCAUAUUUCGAAAGUAACUGCCAGUGUUCUACUGACAAUGGCGUCCUGGGACUAAAAGUGAUUUCAGACGAUCCUCAUCAACUACAAGUUUCCUGGCAACCGGAUUCCUGUGUCUCUGGCUACAUACUGGAGUAUGCAUUGACGAACAGGGGCCAAUGUGAAGAGAUUGUAUCUCCACAGCGGGUAUCACUUCCAGGUCCACUCGAUGGUCAAACUACCAGUCAUGUCAUCACUGGUUUGAUAUCUCGUUCAACCUAUAUGGUUUACAUUCGCCCACAGUACAGUAGUGCGGAAGGACCUGAUUUGUCGACAUGUGGAACAACAUUAAAACAAGAUAAUCCAUCAGUUGCCCCUGUGAUGGUUACUUCUUACGAUUCUGCCAGUGUCACACUUAGCUGGCGUGAGGUGUAUUGUGCCAACUACUCCGUCCAAUAUGCACUGGAAAACAAAGAUGGUUGCCUACCCGUCAGCCCGCUAAACUUCACCCAGCACUGCAUGUGUUCUGGAAGUAAUUCGACGGUAAUACCAAAUCUCUUGGUCAAUUCAAUGUAUCAGAUACGAGUCCGCGCCUUUGUGGAUGGAAGCGGCGGUCUACUUGCACAACUGAGCGUUACCACCGGUACCAAAGAACCGUCUGCACCACCACAGCAAGUGACCGUCACUUCAACGGAGAAACGCAGCCUGACUUUCUCCUGGAGUCAGCCAGCGUGUGGAAGCCGAGGUGGCAUCAUCACAGGCUACACGUACACGCUGAGUGGACCAGGAUCACAACUCAUCUUAAAUGCAUCGUCAGACGAGGAAGUUGAGAUAGAUGGUUUAAUCCCCUUCACUGGCUACAGUUUUCAAGUUGCCGCAAACAACAGUGUUGGGGUCGGGCCGUAUAGUGGCGUCGUCGUUCAGAGAACUGAUGAAGCAGAGCCCACAGUACCCUUAGAUGUCGUCAUUCAGAACGUUGAUGACGUAUCCAUCACUCUCCAGUGGUCAGAGCCCGACCCUCCACAAGGAAUCAUCACCAAUUACAACAUUAGGUACUGGAGGAGUGAACAGCCAGGAACCAAAACGCUGAUCAACAAUGUGGUGCAAUUAAUGUAUGAGAUAAUGGGCCUUAAAACGAAUGAGACACACUUCUUGCAGGUGCAAGCUGAAACGUCUGUUGGCGCAGGUCUGUGGAGUGAAAAAGUAUUUGCGACCACCCUAAUCGAAGUGCCUGGACCCGUACACAAUCUUCGUUUGACGAAUGCGAACGAGUCGUCAAUAACUCUGGAUUGGGACCGACCUCUAAGACCAAGAGGCAGAAUCUCCCAUUACAUAGUAAAGUGCAGGAUCUUCUCUCAAUCGGAAGAGUACAAGGGAGAUGAGGUUGAAAAUUCACCAUUCACAAAGAAUGGGCUCGAUCCAGCCACUGCGUACGAGUUCAAAGUUACGGCUCAAAAUGAGAAGUUCGAAGGAAGCCCCCAAAUGUUGGUGGUGUAUACAAAGCCACAAUCAAAUCCUCCUGCACCUCCUCAACCAGCUUCCUUCCCCAAAGAAGCCACUGACACUACCUGGGCGAUCGGGCUGAUGAAACCCACCACCGGGGGCCAGUUUGUCGACUCAUAUGUUGUCCGAGUCAAGAACGUUGGAUCAAAGAAAAAGAGAGAUGUUCUGGUCCCGAAUCGUUUCGAAGAUUCACCGAACGACUACAUCGCAGCUGAGUUACCUGCUCAGAAUACAACGGGCAAGUUUGUUGUCGGUGAUACAAAAAUGUACGGUGGUUACUAUAACGCACCGCUCAAAACAGGCAACAAGUACGAAAUUCGUACGGGCUCGGUCAGCAGAGGCAACGAAACGCAAGGCCACGUGUCUUACUCGGAUCCCUUGACAUAUCUAUACUUCAGGACUAACCUUGUGUUUGUCGAUCUUUGUUUUGCAGCAAAGAAAUUCGAAGUGCCUUCGCAAUUUGCCGUGAUAGUAGCUGUCGUGCUCGUCGUUGUCAUCCUCGCUUUAGGAUUUGUCGUUACUUUUGUAGUCUACAAGAGAAGGAGAGCCAGUCGGGAAAAACAACACAGUGAUGAAUCUGACAUUCCACUGAACGCAAAGGCUCCAACUUUGACUCGCGUUAACAGUAAUGUCAACGAUGGAGCAGCAGUCAGCGAUACACCCCACAGCCAUAAAUCUAAGUCCCCUCGUAAACCACGCCAGAAGCUGCAGGCCGGGCCAGAACCACCAGAAGAAGAAGAGGGCAAGGAACAGCUGGAAUUCGUACCACCACCUACCGUCCGGAAGGAAGAGCUUGCUGAAUACAUCCGCCAGAAGGAGGCUAUGGGUGAUUACGGAUUCCUAGCAGACUACAAGUCGCUUUCCGAUGGUCAACUAUAUCCAUGGAGAGUGGCAGCGAAACCAGAGAACAGGGCCAAGAACCGAUACGUCAAUGUCAUUGCAUAUGACCAUUCCCGUGUUGUACUUGACCCCUUGGAGGGAGAUCCCCAUUCAGAUUACAUCAAUGCCUGCUAUAUCAAUGGAUACAAGACGAAGAACAAGUACGUCGCCAGCCAAGGAGCCAACAAGGCGUCUAUCAAGGACAUCUGGCGAAUGGUCUGGCAGUUGGGCAUCGAUAAGAUUGUCAUGCUAACCAAUCCGUUUGAGAACGGCAAGAGGAAGUGCCUCCAAUACUGGGCUGAUACCGGAUCUACCACCAUCUCAGGCAUCGUGGUAACUACAGACAAAGAGGAGGUUUUCCUGGAUUAUACCAUUCGCAACUUCAAUAUUUAUCAGGUUGGCUGUGAAGAAAGUAACAGAUCGGUGAAGCAAUUUCACUACACCACCUGGCCCGACAUGAAGCCGCCUGAGUACCCAGCACCAUUGCUCAACUUCCUGCGAUUGGUCAACGGACACCAUAACCCGGGACGCACAUUGGUGCAUUGCAGUGCCGGAGUUGGACGCACUGGUACAUUCAUCGCUCUAGAUGCGAUGCAGCAACAAAUGGCGCAGGAAGGACAAGUUGAUGUCCUGGGAUUCAUCUACCAAAUGAGACAAAAUCGCAUCAAGAUGGUCCAGACACCGGAGCAAUAUAAGUUCAUCUUUGACGCACUUCUGGCUGCCUCUGUGACAGGAGACACGACCUACAGUAUUGCAGACUUCCGCCAGAAACUGACGGCUCUGAAAAAGAAGGACAAAGGAGCGAAGGAAACAGGCCUUCAGAAGCAGUUCGCGACUUUGAUCCAGCUGAGUGACAGGCGAGGUAAAGUCGAAAAUAUGUCAGGACAGCUCCCUGAGAACAAGGACAAGAACAGAUAUCCGGAUUUUAUACCAAGUGACCGCUCUCGACCAUAUCUGUUUACCAGUGUCCAAGAAGAUGAAACCAACUACAUCAACGCAACCUUCUUGCCAGGCUACCGUAAAAAGAGCAUGUACAUCGGUACGCAGAUGCCCAUGCCCAACACUGUCACUGAUUUUUGGCGCUUGAUGUACGACCACAAAGCGACCAGCAUUGUGAUGCUGAACACCUUUGAUGCCAACGACAAGACCAUGUGUCGCUACUGGCCGGAGGAGGGAACCAUUAACUUUGGCAAGCUGUCCGUCGAACUUAUCCAGACCAAGCGAUCCGACAGUGUGACACGAUGCACCUUCACGCUAAGGAACACCAAUAACGCGGUAUAUUACAAAAAAAAAAUUUCUGAGGAAGCACGCACCAUCAUCCAAUUCCAAUACCACGACUGGCCCUCCGACCAGGAGAUACCGAAUUCCGUGCCAGGAAUGCUGAACCUCAUGGAUCUCGCUCGAAAGUGGACCGGAGACAAAGGACCUAUUGUUGUCCACUGCAUGGAUGGUCUGGGUAUUACUUCUGUGUACUGCACGUUGAUGGCGCUGUUGGAACAGUUCAAUGUCGAGAAAGCCGUGGACGUGUUCCAAGCAGCUCAUCGUCUGCGCAUGGUAAACCAAAACAUGAUGAACUCGCUGGACCAAUACGUACUGUGUUACGAUGUGAUUCAGGCCAUGCUGGACUCUACUAGCAUCUACGAGAACGUCACACUCUCAGCUGGACUGGACUCUACCGCGUAAGGUAGAACGCCAAGGAUAUCACAUUUUUGAAA